Messenger RNA from Mauremys mutica (yellowpond turtle), 4020 nucleotides. RefSeq names its product aldehyde dehydrogenase 4 family member A1 (gene ALDH4A1). The record is from RefSeq and is a predicted model, not a curated record. The transcript is spliced from 15 exons. NCBI's taxonomy places the organism in Eukaryota, Metazoa, Chordata, Testudines, Geoemydidae. Bases 83 to 1762 code for a protein of 559 amino acids. Gene Ontology annotation, molecular function: L-glutamate gamma-semialdehyde dehydrogenase (NAD+) activity.
CCCGGCUCAGGGGUCCCCUUGCUCAGCGCGCGCAGCGCUGGGUCCGGCCCGUCGGCUCCGAGUCCGCGCUGCCCCCGAGGCGAUGCUGCUGCCCCCGCUGCGGAGAGCGCUGCUGGGCGGCCCGCGCGCUGGGCUGCGAUGGCAACACCGUAUAGCUGUAGAGGUGACCAACGAACCCAUUCUGGAGUUCAAGCAGGGCAGCCCAGAACGAGCGGCGCUUCAGAAGGCGCUAAACGAUCUGAAGGGCAAGACGGAGGCCAUCCCGUGCGUGGUGGGGGGAGAGGAGGUGUGGACGUCGGACGUCAGGUUCCAGUUGUCGCCGUUCAACCACUCGCACAAGGUGGCCAAGUUCUGCUAUGCGGACAAGGACUUGCUUAACAAAGCCAUCAAUGCCGCCAUGGCCGUGCGGAAGGAGUGGGACCUGAAACCCGUCCAGGAGAGGGCACAGAUCUUCUUCAAGGCGGCCGACAUGCUGAGCGGCCCGAGGCGAGCGGAAAUGCUGGCCAAAACCAUGAUUGGGCAGGGCAAAACCGUCAUGCAGGCGGAAAUCGACGCAGCCGCGGAGCUGAUCGAUUUCUUCCGAUUCAAUGCCAAGUAUGCGCUGGAGCUGGAGAACUCUCAGCCCAUCAGCGUCCCCAUCAGCACCAACAGCAUGGUCUACCGGGGGCUGGAGGGCUUUGUGGCAGCUGUUUCGCCCUUUAACUUCACUGCGAUUGGUGGGAACCUGGCAGGGGCUCCGGCUUUGAUGGGAAACGUGGUCUUGUGGAAACCCAGCGACGCCGCCAUGCUGUCCAACUUCACCAUCUACAGGAUCCUCCUGGAAGCUGGUCUCCCUCCAAACGUCAUUCAGUUCGUCCCAGCUGACGGAGCUGUUUUUGGAGACACGGUCACAAGCUCUGAGCAUUUCUGCGGGCUCAGCUUCACGGGCAGCGUGCCAACCUUCAAGCACCUUUGGAAGCAGGUGUCGGAGAACCUGGAUCGGUACCGCACCUUCCCGCGCCUGGCAGGAGAGUGCGGCGGGAAGAACUUCCACUUCGUGCACAGCUCAGCCGACGUGCCCAGCGUGGUGAACGGGACCCUGCGCUCGGCCUUCGAGUACAGCGGCCAGAAAUGCUCGGCCUGCUCCCGCCUCUACGCCCCCGACUCGCUGUGGCCCCAGAUCAAAGCGAAACUGUUGGAGGAGCACGGGAAGAUCAAAGUGGGAGACCCUGCCCAGGAUUUCGCGACCUUUUUCUCAGCUGUGAUCGAUGACAAGUCUUUUGCACGUAUUAAGAAGUGGAUCCAACACGCCAAGUCGUCGCCCAACCUCAGCAUCCUGGCGGGGGGGACAUGCGACGACACCGUUGGGUAUUUUGUCGAGCCGUGUAUCGUGGAGAGCAAAGACCCAAAGGACCCCAUCAUGGAAGAGGAAAUUUUUGGCCCAGUCCUGACUGUGUACGUCUAUCCAGAAAAGCAGUACAAGGAAAUCCUACAGCUCAUAGACACCACGUCCCCCUAUGGCCUCACGGGGGCAGUGUUCGCCCAGGAUAAGAACGUCAUCCAGGAAGCGAGGACGCUUCUGAGGAAUGCAGCUGGCAACUUCUACAUUAACGAUAAGUCGACUGGUGCAAUUGUGGCCCAGCAGCCAUUUGGGGGUGCCCGUAUCUCAGGAACCAACGACAAACCCGGCAGUCCCUACUACCUCCUGCGCUGGACGUCUCCCCAGGCCAUCAAGGAGACCCACGUCCCCCUCGGAGAGUGGCAGUACGCGUACAUGCAGUGAUCGCGGCCCAGCGCCUUCCAUGCUGGGAGAACGCCCUCUUACUACUGACUCCCAACGCAGAGCGGAGUUGCCGAUCUCAUUGCCAAGCUACGGCUCUAAUAGUAUUUAAAGCAUUUUGUUUUUUUCAAACAAAAUUUAACAGACUGUUACCCAGCAACAAGAGCAGCCCUUGUGAUUUCUCAAGCCUGAUGUAGAGGAUUAGUCUAAAGCAGGGUUUUUCUGUAGGCUGCAGUUUGUUCACAGUCCUCUAGCAGGAGGAGGCUGCUCAUCAAGGUACCUUAGAACAACUAGACUAGAAGAGGAAUGCAGCAGCAAGAACCAGAUGCCUGCGAAACAGUAGAGGAGAAACGUUCUGGCAAGAAUUAGAUAACGGGGAUUCCUGCUGAUCUGUGCUAAACAAAUCCAUGAAGCUUGCCCUCCCACUCCACAUCCCAUAGAAUCAUAGAGGAACAUGCCCGUGGAGAUGUUCUUGUCCAUUUCCCCCCAUACAUUGGUCUAUGCAUGAUGGUGGUUUUCCAUCUAGAUCUCAGGGACAGAGCAUCUCCUGCUGCAGGUAUGAAGCCAGUGCCCAGUCUGCCAUUGGAGAGGGAACAAAUCAUGUUCUUUAAAGGGCUUGGCCAUACAAACACUUAUUUCUCCGCAAGCUGUGGUGUAAAUCUACCCUGUACAAGCCUGCUGGGCACUAAGUGUCUGUGUGGACCUUGCUGCUGCCUGCUAAAAAUUCCCUACUGUGCUUUAAUCUACUCCAAGUGGGGGUAGAUCUAAGCUCUGCAGGAAACUUUUAGUGCAUGGUAGAUUUACAGCCCAGCUUGCCAUAAGCUAAGUGUUUGUGUGGACAAGCCGUGUGUUUUAUCAUCAAACACUAGGUGAUAGAGCGCCUCGCAUUAACACUGCUGCUGUAAAACCUUGGCGGAGUUUAGAGGGAAGAGGCAUUUAGGGAAAGUUAAUGCAUGAAAACAGCAACUGAGUUGAGAGUGGGAAGAGCCCUUGUCUUCCAACUCUGUCCAGCCUUUUUUAAAAGCAGCCUGUAACUCCCAUGUCCCUCUCUGCCAGAACUGGGACCAGUUUUGCUUUCUCCCCCUGACCUGAGCUUCCUGAAAUCAUUAAAGUAAGAGCUAUGUGACUUGUACUGGAGCAGAUAAUGGCAUUAACAGGAUGGCCUUGCCUCUGUUCCUUUCAGAGCUGUAUUAUUUUCCAAACACUUGUUGUUAGUUUAAUGCAUGGGCCAGGUUACAAAUCAUGCUUGUUAGUUAAGAAGCCCUAUUCCGGGGAGUAGGGGGAAAUGUAUGUGAACUCUGGCAUGAAUCGAUCCAGAGAGCUACACCCCUGGACUCUAGCUGCGCACUUUCCCAGAGUUCCUUGCUGUUAAGAUCCAAGGCUUUAGUUUGGCUUAGGCGCUGGUGACAGUAGCUCUGUUUUGCAUGUCGCACUGAGGGGAUGCUGGUAUUGUGCCUACCUCCUGGCUAUUUUGCUAUUAAACCCUUUGAUUUAAAAAGUGAUUCAGUGCUAGGCACGUGUUUCACAUUAGUACGGUCACUAGCUGUGCUAAGCCAAGCCAAUGGCAAGGGUUAGCCAUACAAAUACUAUUUUGCAACUGCGUCAGGACUAGGUGCAUUAAGACUUUUUAGGUCUGCGAUUCAAUAGCAGCUAUCCAGUUGGGCAAGCUACUCCCUGGUGAGGUUACCUGAAUGGAUCUAGAGAGCAUCUCCUUUUCCCUGGCGUGGGUCUCAUGUUACUAACAAGUGCGUGGCAGCAGGAAUCUUAUCGACUGCUCAGAGGAAAAGCGAUCUGAUCGCAAUGUUGAGAGUCCAUUUUGCCUCUGUUGGCCUUAGCCGCUUGCGAUGUGUACAGAGAACACCCCUGACUGUAUGUUCCUGUACAGCAUGGGUGACACAUACCCACCUGUUCUGAGGCGCAAAACUGCUCUAAAUUGCAAAUGCUACUGCAGUCUUAUGAGAAGGUUCUUACAACGUGUCCACUGAGCACUCGUAUCCAACUUUCCACGUCCUGAUUGGACAAGACAGUUAGAAUGUUCCUUCAAUAGCAAGCUGUUACGGGUGACAGUUCCACAGCCAGAAUUGUGAAACUGUAAAUGACUGACAGUACGGACGUUACUUGUCUGAGGUGCACAGUCAGUUAAAUGUUAACCUCUACUGUGCCUUGGCUAGUACUUAGCUUUCAGGUCAAUAACUGCUCACUGCCACUGAAGUCAAUAUCCACUUAUUGCAAAGAUCAAAUGCUGAAUCAUGAGACGGAAA